AUGUGGGAUGUUGGAGGUGAUGAGUUUGAUUCAUUGGAGGACACUAAUGUUGGAAGACUUGAGAUUGCCGAACUUUCACUUGAUGAACCACAAUUGGAGGCGGUUUUGUUUGGUGAUGAUGAUGAUAUUGAAGUGGGAGUCAUUGAAGAAGAUGUUUCUCAGACUUUGUCUCUCUGGUGCCAAGUCAGGAGGAGGAUUGAAGGUACUGUCUUUCAAGUUUGUGGGGAGGUUUGUCUUGAAGCUGCUUGCAAUUGCUUGGAAAAUGAGGUGAGGACUUUGCAGCUAGAAGCUCACCCAGCUUUGGAUAAGCUCACGUCGAAGAUCAAUACACUUAAUUUGGAACUUGUGCAUCAGUUGUGGCAAAGCGAAGAACAAAGGAAAAGAAUGCAAAAGGAAAGGGAAAAACACAUGUUGUUUUCAGAAUCAGAAAAUGAAGAUGAGGAUCAUGAAGUUGUGGCGAGACUGGCGACAGCUAGAGCUUCACAGCCCAAGAAAGCAACAAAGGUUGCUAAAAAAAAUGAUGCAGAUGGUCCUUCAUCAGCAACAGUUGUAGCAUCAUCAAGGAAAACUACCCCAGCUGCUGUUGGUGUUCAAGCCAAGUCCCAAGCCAAGCCCCAGCCUUUAAAACUUAAACAAAUGGUUCUAGCAUCAAAGAAAUCGAAAGAUUUGUUGAUGGGAACAUGCUAG
This is a messenger RNA of Argentina anserina (silverweed cinquefoil), 687 nucleotides long. RefSeq names its product magnesium transporter MRS2-I-like. The record is from RefSeq and is a predicted model, not a curated record. The transcript has 5 exons. NCBI's taxonomy places the organism in Eukaryota, Viridiplantae, Streptophyta, Magnoliopsida, Rosales, Rosaceae. Bases 1 to 687 code for a protein of 228 amino acids.